Myxocyprinus asiaticus (Chinese sucker) is the source of this 3416-nucleotide messenger RNA. Its product is annotated as progressive ankylosis protein homolog B. Gene Ontology annotation, cellular component: membrane. The coding region runs from base 420 to 1913 and encodes 497 amino acids. The transcript is spliced from 12 exons. The record is from RefSeq and is a predicted model, not a curated record. Gene Ontology annotation, biological process: phosphate ion transmembrane transport. Gene Ontology annotation, molecular function: phosphate transmembrane transporter activity. Lineage: Eukaryota; Metazoa; Chordata; Actinopteri; Cypriniformes; Catostomidae.
UAUGCUCCGACCGUCCCCCAUGUGUUGGUAAGGAAGGAUGAUGAUUAAAGUACAGUUAACCGAGUGGCCAUCUCUACAGCAGAUUAGCGGCAAGCCUCCGCGGCCUCCAUGUCUGCAUUAUAUGGCAUUACACUUGUGUUGCACUUAAUCGCGGCGGGCGAUUAUAUGCAUUUAUUUUCCUCUCCACUGAAGGCUGAACAAUGGAGAAGCCGUCAGCAGAAAUUUCUGGCGACCCUCCUAUUUUUCCAUGCACUCGAUCAUUGUUUAUGAUGCUGUUGUUGUGUAGGAGGGCAGGGACGGGCCUGAUCUCGGCGAAAUUCUGCUAGAAAACACUCAGAACUCAACGUGCUGUGAGCGGCCUCGCAUCCUUCUAGAUCCGAGCAGCUGAUGUUGGCAUUGCUGCCGUCCUCCCGGCAAACAUGGUCAAAUUCCCAGCGCUCACGCACUACUGGCCUCUCAUCCGAUUCCUCGUGCCGUUGGCAAUAACCAACAUUGCCAUCGACCUCGGCGAACAGGCUUUGAACAGGGGAAUAGCAGCAGUCAAAGAGGAUGCAGUGGAAAUGCUGGCCAGUUAUGGCUUGGCCUACUCCCUCAUGAAGUUCUUUACAGGUCCUAUGAGCGACUUCAAGAAUGUAGGGCUGGUGUUUGUCAACAGCAAACGGGACAGAACCAAGGCGGUCCUCUGCAUGGUCGCAGCAGGAACUGUGGCAAUCAUUUUCCACACCCUCAUUGCCUACACUGAUCUGGGUUAUUACAUCAUUAACAAACUGCAUCAUGUGGAUGACUCUGUGGGGAGUAAAACCCGGAAGGCAUUUCUCUAUCUUGCUGCUUUUCCUCUGCUUGAUGCCAUGGCCUGGACUCAUGCUGGAAUCCUUCUGAAGCACAAGCACAGUUUCCUGGUGGGAUGUGCCUCUAUUUCUGACGUCAUUGCACAGGUUGUGUUUGUGUCUAUUUUGCUGCACAGUCAUCUUGAGUGUGUGGAGCCCAUGUUGAUCCCAAUUCUUUCUCUGUAUAUGGGGGCCUUGGUACGUUUUACUAUUGUUGGUUUGGGGUACUACAGGAAUGUUCAUGACAACAUCCCAGAGUCCAGUGGACCUGAGGUUGGGGGUGAUGCUACUAUUAAAAAGAUGCUGAGCUUUUGGUGGCCAUUGGCUCUCAUCCUGGCUACGCAGCGGAUUAGCAGACCAAUUGUCAACCUGUUUGUAUCAAGAGAUCUGAAAGGAAGCACAGCUGCCACUGAGGCUGUCGCUGUUCUUACAGCAACAUAUCCGGUGGGUCAUAUGCCGUAUGGCUGGCUCACUGAACUCAGAGCUGUUUACCCUGCAUUUGACAAGAAUAGCCCAAGCAACAAGUUGGCCAAAAGUGGUACAGUUGUGAGCAAGUCCCACAUCAGGCGCUUCACUUUUGUUUGUUUGGCUCUUUCUAUAACACUCUGCUUCGUGGUGUUCUGGGCGCCACACAUUUCUGAGAGGAUCCUGGUGGACAUCAUAGGUGUAGACCAUGACUUUGCUGAGCUAUGUGUCGCCCCAUUACGAAUUUUCUCCUUCUUUCCCAUUCCAGUGACAAUCCGUGCUCACUUGACUGGUUGGCUCAUGACCCUGAAGAAGACCUUUGUCCUGGCACCCAGCUCUGUUCUGCGCAUUAUUGUCCUCAUUACCAGUCUCAUAGUAUUGCCUUACAUGGGGGUACAUGGGGCUACACUUGGUGUUGGAUCUCUGCUGGCUGGUUUUCUUGGCGAGUCUACUAUGGUUGCAAUUGCAGCAUGCUAUGUCUACCGAAAACAGAAGAAAAAGAAAGACUCUGAUGAGGACAUGACCAUUGACGGGGAGGAUUCUGCCCCCAUGAACGAGGUCAGGGCCAGGGGGCACAUGGAUGAUAUUGUGGAGUUAAGAGAGGAGGAUGAGGAAGAUUGAGCAGUGAAUUCUGGGCUGAGCAGGAUGCGCUGUGGGAAUCAGGACCCUUUUACUUCAUCAGGCAGUGUUGUAAUUGCUUACUGUCCUCUGCUGCUGCCCUGUCCUUUCUGCCAGCUCACCUUUUCUGUGUGCACACAGUUCAAAUAUAAACGCAGAACAGUACUUUCCAGGUGUCCGCUGCAGCAUAUCGUUGUUUAAAUUGUGACAGUACACACGCAGACAUACUAAUGUGUACAUGUCUUCCAGCUGCCAUCAGGAGAUUCCAGAUGCAGGACAGUGAAGAUAUUGAUUUGUACCAAAGCAAUGUUGUGCAUUAACUCUUAUUUUUCUGCUGAUCUUUAAUGUGCUGCCGUCCUACUCGUUUUAAAUCUUAAAAGGAAAGACAACACUAAAUGCAGUUACUUAAUCUGCUUGGAAUGUAUUUCCUGUUUCUUCUUCUUUUUUACCUCUAAUAUUUAACAGAAAGAAAACACUUGAUAAGAUUUUGAGGUCCAGGGGCCUGUGACCUGUGUUGCUGCACAGCUUUCAAGGACCAACUGACACAUAUUUAUUUUUAUUUUUAUUUUUUUUGUGGCUUUUAUCAUUACAAGAAAUGUCAACAGAGGAUAUAAAUAUACAAUGUAUAUAUGUGUGUGUGUGUGUGUGUCUAUAUAUAUAUAUAUAUAUAUAUAUAUAUAUAUAUAUAUAUAUAUAUAUAUAUAUACACACACAUACACAGUUUUUUUUUAUUAUUAUUUAAAUUUUAAUUUUUUUUGGCUUUUAUCAUUACAAGAAAUGUCAACAGAGGAUAUAAAUAUACAGUGUAUGUAUAUAUAUAUAUAUAUAUAUAUAUAUAUAUAUAUAUAUAUAUAUAUUCAGAUUUUUUUUAUUUUUGGAAUUGAGAAUGAAAUUGAUGCAUAUAUUAGAAAAGAACAGUUUCAGAGUGACAAAUGGUUGGAGUUUAUGGGUAAUCUACACUAAAGGACCUAUUAUUUUUUAAAUAUACCAUAUGUUGUAGUUGUAUAAAAUAUGAUACAUUUUGUAUGGGUGAUGUUGUGAACUCUGUGUAUUUUAGGAAGAGAAAGAAUUGGACAUAUUGUUUUCAUAAUUGUCUAUUACAGUAUUUUGUUUGUUUCUAUUUACAUUUAAUUUGGGCAUUUAUUUUGUAUCUCAGGAUGUUUGUGUUGGAAAAUACACAUUAUGUAUUAUAAAGUCCAAUUAAUGAUCCCUCCCCCUGUGAGCUUCAAGUUUCUCCAUGGACAACAAUGCACGGCUGUGAAGGAUGUCUUAAGCCGGUGUUUGUUUCAUUUAGAUUGUAGUGAAGUCUUGCUAAGCUUGUCCUGUAUUUAAGAUUUCCUGGACAAUGCAAAGCAGAGAAAAUACAUGGUAGAAACAAAGCAUUUAUUACAGUUUGACAAAAGAGUCUCUGUCAUUAAACAGUGAAAUGUGGUUCAAAGUGGUCUACAGUGAGGUUCUUCUGUUAUCAUGUCCAUUAAAAUAAAGAAAAUAAUUUUCGUUACUGUA